Messenger RNA from Fusarium falciforme, 1041 nucleotides. RefSeq lists its product as hypothetical. Lineage: Eukaryota; Fungi; Ascomycota; Sordariomycetes; Hypocreales; Nectriaceae. The coding region runs from base 1 to 1041 and encodes 346 amino acids. The record is from RefSeq and is a predicted model, not a curated record. The transcript has 3 exons.
AUGGCUCCGACGAAACUGUUUAUCACUGGCGGCACCGGCUUCAUUGGAGGAAGCGUCCUUGACGCAAUCCAAUCCACUUACCCCGAGUUGGAAAUCACGGCACUACUCCGACGGCCUAAUGAGUCGUUCACAUCAAGAUAUCCGAGCAUCAAGAUUAUCAAGGGAACUUUUGAGGACUUUGACAUCAUCCAAGAUGCCUCCGAACAGGCCGACAUUGUCCUUCACGCCGGCAACACCGACCACAUGGCAAGCGUCAAAGCCAUUCUCGCUGGCCUAACCAAGAAGACGACUCAGAGUCUCUUACUCCAUCUCACCGGAACGGCGUCCAUCUCCGACACCAUGCAGGGUAACAAGUCGUUUGCAGGAAAGCUGAACCCACGCGUCUGGAAUGACAUCGAUGACGUCGACGAGAUAUACAACCUCUCAACCGACAUUAUCCAUAGAGAUGUCGACAGACUCAUUGCGGAUGCCAACAAUGAUUUGGUCAAGACGAUCACUGUUAGUCCACCGGAUAUUUAUGGGCAAAAGACUGGUUCUGGUACUACGGGAAGCUUCCUGGUUCCUGAGUAUGUCAAGGCAAUUAUCGAGCUCAAGAAGGCCUUUUAUCUCGGAGAAGGGCAGAAUAUUCGUGGUCUUGUGCAUAUCAGCGAUGUUGUCAGCCUAUUCGUGCUCAUUCUCGGCAAAUACCUUCAAGGCGGCGAAGGUCUUGACUAUGGCAAAGAGGGAUUUUACUUUGCCUCAUCUGACGGGGUCAAGUGGAAGGACGCCGCAGAGGCCAUCGCCAAGAUCGGCCACGAGCAAGGCUGGCUCACUGAAGAGACGCAACCCGUCUCACUCGGCCUGGAGGAAUUUGUGAGCUUGAGAUUCAAGAACAGUUUCUUUCAGGACCAGAUUAUCUUGUACAUGUGGGGUUCCAAUAGCAGAGCGGAAUCGGCUCGGGCAAAGAGGCUGGGCUGGGAGCCAAAGGGACCCGGUUUCUGGGACUGUCUUGCGGAGGAUUGUAGGGUUGCUGCUGAGGAAUACGCCAAGGCUUCUAAGUGA